Molecule: messenger RNA, 7326 nt
Organism: Plasmodium adleri (nom. inval.)
Lineage: Eukaryota; Apicomplexa; Aconoidasida; Haemosporida; Plasmodiidae
Product: conserved Plasmodium protein, unknown function
Exons: 1
Coding region: 1-7326 (2441 amino acids)
Source: RefSeq, a predicted model, not a curated record
AUGAAGGACAUAAAAAAUAAAAUUCAUUUAAGACAUCGUUCGUUAUAUUCAUCAUCAAGUAAUGACAUUAAAAAUAAUUAUGACUAUAUAAAACAUCAACAAUUUGAUGAUACAACUGAGAAAAAAUUCAAGAGAGAUGAAUUUAUAGAAAAAGAUGAAAAUGAAAUUAAUAAGAUAAAUGUAAGGAUAAAGAAAAAAAAGUCUGUAGGAGAACCAUUUUGUAAGAAAAAUUUUAGAUAUAAAAUGAAUCAAAAUGUAAGUGAAAAAAAACAGAAAAAUUCUUUUAUAAAAAAUAUGUUAAAAAAAGCAGAAGAUAUAUUAUAUACACACAGAAUAAAUAAUAUAAAUAAUGAGAAGAAAAAGAAGAAAAAUGGGGAUACACCAUAUAAUUUAAAUUCAUUAUAUUUAUUGAAUGAAUAUUUAAAUGUUGAACCUACUAAUAAUGUAUAUUAUAGACGUAGGACACCACACGAGACAUGUCGUAGAAGUGAUUUUAAUGGUAUAAAUCUUAAACCUUUUGUUAGAUAUAAAAGUCUAAAUAUAUUAGAAAAAGAAAAAAAUAAAAAUAAGGCAAUCAUAAAAAUAUCUAAUGUAAAUCCAUAUUAUGUAUAUAAUAGGGCUCAUACAAUGAAAAAUCCUUCUCUCCAUAUAGAUUCAAGAAAUUCACAUAUAGCAAAUGAAAACGUUCCUAUUAACCUUAUGAACAAUAAUAUAAAGAAUAAUAUGAUUCAUAACCAUAAUUAUAAUGAUAAUAUUUUUGAUUCGUGUCAUCAAAAUAUGUUUAAUAAUUUUUAUGAAACUCCUACUUUUGAUAUAUAUAAAUAUCCAGAAAUUAAAAGAAGAAAUACUAUAUGUUCUAGCCAUUCAAAGUAUAAUAAUAUGUACCCACAACAUUUAAAUUUUCAAAGAGAGAAUUAUAUAUUAAAUGGAUAUACACAUAAUACAUGUCAUAAUAAUAAUAAUAAUAAUAUGGUUCGUAAUAGCUAUCCUUAUUCUAAUUGUGAGAAUAGUAAAAUAUCAAAUUAUAAUUCUUCUAAUGAUCAUAAGAAAAAAUUGAGAAAAGAAGAAAAAAAUAAAAAUACAAUUUUUAUUCAUUAUAAUAAUAAGAAAAAUAUUAAAAAGAAUGAUAGUAUAAACAAUAUAAAAGAUAAUGAUAAUAAUUCAAAUAAAAUAAGAACACAUAUAUCUAUUCCAUUAAAAAAAAAUACAAAUCAUAUGAAUCAUAAAAAGGAAUAUCAGAAGGAUAAUAAUGUUGAUUAUAGUGAUAAGGAACAUCAUUCUUUUAAGGUAGAUACAAGUAGAACAAAUAAUGUGUUACAUAAUAAUAAUAAUAAUAGAACAAAAAAAAAUUUAUAUAAUAAUAAACAAUUAUAUAAUUCAAAUGAUAAACAUAAAUCCAUUUGCACUAAUUCUUCAUAUACAAAAAAAUAUUCAAACCUUAAUAAAAGUUGUGAUGAUUUAGAAGAAUAUCCUAUUUAUUUUAAAUAUAAAAAUGAAAAACAAAAUUCUUCAAAAAAUGCCCUCCAAUUAAAUAAUCCUCUUUGUUCGAGUAAUAAAAGCAAUAAUAUAUUUAAUGAAGAGUUUAAUAAUAGUAGUUACUCAAAUAUAUGUAGAGCUAGAGAAAUGUCUGAACAAAUAUUUCAGAUUGAAAAUAAUUUACCAAAAAAAAUAAUAAAUAAAAAAAAAUUGUCAAAUAAUACAAUAUGUUGUAGAGAUGAGGAUCAUAUAAAAAAUUAUAAAAGAGAAAAUGAGGAAGAUCGAAAUUUUAAACGGUCACAUAAUAAAGUAAAUAAAAAAAAUAACAAUAAUAAUAGUAGCACCAGUAUUAUUAUUAUUAGUAGUAGAAGUAGCAGCAAUAUUAAUAAUUCAAAUGAUGACACAAAAAUGAUUAAAUAUUCCUUAUCACCAAAAAAAAAAACUCAAAUGGAAAAGAAAAAAAAAUUUAAAUAUUAUCAAGGACAUAUGAAUAAAAACAGGACAAAUAAUAAUAUUAUAUCAUCAUGUAAUAAUAUAAAGUAUGAAAAAAUAAAGAAUGAGGAAAAACAUUUAUAUCACAAGGAUAAUAAAUCUUAUGAACAAAUAAAGGAUAUGAAUUAUCCUUCAAAUUAUAAGAAUAAUAAGAUUCUACAAAAACAAUAUAAUACAUAUGAAAAGAAUGAAUUAUUUAAUGAUUCUUAUACUUUGAAUGAUAAUCAUUUGGAUACCUCAUUAAAUAGAAAAGUAAAGUAUCCAAUUUUAAAAACAAUUACAAUUAUUUCUGAUGGCAAAAAUGAAAUUAAUAAAAAAUGUAUAAGAGAUAAGGUAAUGCAAAAGGAAAAAACAGAAAUUAACUUGUGGAGUGAUAAACAAUUUGAUUCUUCAAAGGACAGUAGAUAUAUAAACGAAUUUAAUAUUUAUGAUAAUAAAAAUAAGGAAAAAAAGUAUAUGGAUAUAAUUACUGAAGAAAAUAUUAAGAAGGAUCAAAGAAAUAAUAUUAUUAGGAAGAAUAAAAAUAAAAGUAAUAGUACACAAUAUAGUAGUAGAAAUAAUUUAGAUAUACAUAAAAAUAAAAAAGAUAAAAAAGAUAAAAAAGAUAAAAAAAAUUUAUAUGAAUAUUCACAAAAUUAUUUGCAUGAUAAUUUUAAGGUUAUACAAAAUGAAAAUAGAAAAAAUAAAUAUACAACAAAUAGUUCUCAUGCUUCAGAAAUUUUGAAAAACAUUAAUGAAGUACAUAAUUUACCUAAGAGAAUUCUACAUAGUGAUAGCCAUGAUUUGCAUGAUGACAAUAAUAUAUAUCAUGGAAAUUAUUCAUCAGUUGAUUAUAAAAAGUUUAAUUCACAAGUAGAAGAAUUAAAUGAUUCAAAAAGGUUUGAUAGAAAAUAUACAGAUGAUAGUAUAAAACUAGAAAAUCUCAAAUAUGAUAAAAAUAAUAAAGAUGAAAAAUAUAAAGUGAAUAAUAUAAUGUUAGAUAACAAUACUUAUUCUCAUAUAUAUGAUAAACAAAAAAGCAAAUCAUACGUUAAUAUAAAUAACAAUGUCUUAAAUGAUAAAGAAUAUAUAAAAAAUAAAAACUCUUUAGACAAAUCCUUUUCUAAAUUAAACAGGAGCAAUACAACACACUCUAGAGAGUCAUCCAUAUAUACAUAUGAAAAUAAAAAAUUUAAGAAAAGAGAAAAAAAAACAAAAGAAACUGAAAAAAAUAAUAUAAAAAAAAACAAUUUUGAUAUACAAAGGUAUAAUGAACCUAAUGUUAAUAAAAAGCAGUUAGAAAUAAAUGACAAAUUAUAUGAACACACUUUAAAUGAAGAUAUAUUAUAUAAAAGUAAUAAUACAUUAACAUCUUCAUUUGAUGAAAAUUCAUAUAUUAAAGGAAAAAGGCAACUAAUCGAAUACUCAAAUAGUGUCAAUGAUAAUAAUAAAAGGAAUAACAGCACAAUAAUAAAAAGAAAUGAAUAUACAGAUGGAAAUACAACUAUUAGUACUAAUAAUUCAUAUACGCUACAUGAAGAUAAUAACUUUAAUCAUUAUCAUUCCAAACAUAAAAAUAUGGAAUUGCAAAAAAAUAUGUCACAAUAUAAUAAUAUUUCAGCACAUCAAAAUGUAUCACAUUUUAAAAAUAAUUUAAAACAAUAUACAAACCCAAAUUAUAAAAAAGAAAAUUAUCCAUUAGUUAAAAUAUCAAAUGGUAUAAAAAAAAAAAAAUAUAUAUUAAAUAAUAAAAGGUCUGGUAAUAUAAUAUAUAACAAAUCAUAUUAUAGUGAGGAUGAUACUAAUAGUGAAUUAUAUUCUAAUAAUACAAGUGAAGAAACAAAAAGAAAGGGUAAAGAUAUUACAUGUGUUGAGGAUCUUAACCAGUCUACAAACGACUAUAUUGAUAGUUAUAAUUCAUCAAAAUGUAUAAAAGAAAAGAGAUUUGAUAAAAUAAAAACAAAAAGGAAUAAUUAUAUUGAUGAUGAUAAAUAUAUGUAUACAUAUGAUGAUGUGGAUGAUGAUAAAUAUAUGUAUACAGAUGAUCAUGUGAAUGAUGAUAAAUAUAUAUAUACAGAUGAUGAUGUUGAUGAUAUUAUAUCUCUCUAUAGUAAUAAUAAUAAAUCAGUAUCCCAAUAUACAAAAGAGGAGGAUGAAGUAAAAGACCCAUAUAUAAGUAAUAGAAAUAAAUACAUUAAAUUAAAUAAAAAAAUGGAAGGAACAAAAGAUCAUUUAGAUAAUAAACCUUAUAAUUCUUCAAAAAUAUAUUCUUAUUCGAAGAUAAAAAAAAAAUCUAAUAUUUUAAAUUCCAAAUCAAGUGAUAAUGAAUACACAAAUAAAAUUAAGAACAAUAUAAGAAAUGAUCGAAAUAAUAUUAGUAAUAAUAAAAUUUAUAAUGAUAAGAAAUAUGAAAGGGACAAAUAUAGUGACAGUAAAUCAAGAGAAGUGAAACAUAAUAUAUUGAUAGAUAAUAUAAAUUAUGAAGAAAAAAAAAACAAAUAUCAGAGAAAUAAAAAAAGUGUUAAUCAUGAAUCAUUUUUAUCAACACAUGAAGAGAGUAAAUUUUUUAAGAACGAUAAAAAGAAGAAGGAAAAAAAUGAUAUAAGCAAAAAUAAUAGUAGAAGCAAAUCAAGUUAUAAAAAGGAAAGAUAUAUUGAUAAUAGUAAAAAUAAGAAUUCAUCACAAGAAAGAUAUGAAAAUGCAUCAGAAAGUGUAAUAAAAAAAAAGGAUGGUUGUUAUAAAAGUUUACAAACACAUGAAAUUAAUAAAAAUAUCUAUUCUUCAAAUAAAAGUAAUGAAGAAAAAAAAAGUUAUUUUUCAAGUCAAUCUAUAUUAUGUUCUGAUAAAAUGAAAAAUACUUCUACACAACAAAUAGAUGGAGAUACAAUUAAUAAAAUUGUAAAUCAUUAUGAUGAAAAAUAUAUAAAAAAUAUAAGCGAUUUAGAUAUAGAUAGAGAUAUAAGUGAAAAAGAUAAAGUAUAUAAAAAUUGUUAUAGUUUAAAAGAAAAUAAAAUGAUACAGAAGUAUAGUUGCGCUGGUGAGAAAAAUGAAGGUCAUGACAACGUAGAGAUAUUUUAUAACAAUAAUGAGAAUGAUAUAGAUAAAUAUGUAGGACAAGAAAUACAAAGAAAAGAUAACAAUAAUGAAAUGAAUAAUAAUUUUAUUUCAUCAGAAGAUAUAAAUUUUAAAAAUAAUUUUGAUACAACAGAACAGUAUAAUUAUGGAGAUAAAGCUAGUACACAAUAUAAUAUAAAUGAAGAUGAAAAAAAAAACAAUGACAUAAAUAAUAUGUGUGUUAAUACAAUUUAUAGUAAUGAAGAUGAAAAUAUAUUUGAAGAACAAAAAAAAAAAGAAAAUAUUUAUGGAAAACAAUUAAAAAAUAAGAAUUUAAUAAAAGAGAACUAUUCGUUGGAUAUUCAAAAUGAUAAAACUAAACAUAUAUAUACUUCACAUAAUAUUAAAAGUAAUAAUAAUAUAUAUAAUUAUCAGUUAAGUAGAGAUAAAUAUUUACAAAGUAAUUCAAAUAAUGAUAAAGAUAUUUCAUUUAUGAAGGACAAAAAUAUAACUUCUUUAAAUAAAAACGAUAUAAAUUGUGAUAAAGAAAAAAAUAUAAACAAAAAUAAAUAUAAUAAAUUAUUAUCCAGUGAUAUAUAUAAAACUGAUGGAAAUACAAAAAAAUUCAAGCAAAAUUGUAUUUCUAAAAUUAUUGAAGAACAAAACAAAAAUGAUCAGAAAAGUAAUUAUAAAAAUUAUACAGAUAAGAAGGAUAGUAUAUAUUAUAAAGAUGAAAUAAUUCUACAGAAUAAUAAUAAGGUAUUAGAUGAGUCAUAUGAUAAGGAUAUUAACAAUGAACAUUCUAACAAUAUAUAUCAUAAUAAUAAUAUUAAGUGUGAAUCUUUGAAAUCUAAGAAUUAUAAUAUAAAUCAUUCAAAUGUUAACUAUAACAUAGAAGGAAAAUAUUUAAAAGGUGUUGUAGGAAUAAAUGAAGCAAAUGAAUAUUUGAACAAUCAAUUAAAUGUUCUAUUGAAAGAUAAGAAUGAAAUAAAUCAAAAUGAAAAUAAUAAUAUUGAUAGGAAUAAUUCUCAUAACAGCAUUAACAACAGUGAUUAUAGUUCAAAAGAAAAUCUUUAUAUUAAUAAAAAUGAUGAGAUACCUAUACAAUUUGAGAAUUCGUACACCUCUCAAAAAAUAUAUGAUAAAAAAAAAGAAAAUUUUAUGAUAGAUAAAUAUAUAGAUAAUUAUAGUGAUGAUAAGAAUAAAGGACCACAUUUUUAUGAGGAAAAUAUUAAUUUAUAUAGCAAGAAAUUAAGUGAUAUAAAAAUUAUAAAUGGGAAGAAUACUACAAAUAUGAUUAAUUCUCAUGAAGUAUUAUUAAAUAAAAAUUUAAAUAAAAGUAUAGAUAUACCUAAUCAGUUUAACGUUGAUGAAAAUAAUACUUCAACAUAUAUAAAAAAAAAGAAGAAUAUUGAUAAUAAUGGUAGUAUUAUAAGUACAAAUCAAAAUAAUACUAUAUAUAACAACAAUUAUGAUAUAUCUGUUGAUAAUAUAAAAAGAGAAUAUAUUGUUGAUAAUACAAGUAUACAUAACGUUUGCAGUUUAGAUAAUAUUAAAGAACAAAAUGUAUUAAAGAAGCCCGUUUUAAAUAUAAUAAGUGAUGAUGAGAAUACAAAUGAAAAUAAUAAAAAAGAUACAGUGGAAAACGGUAUACAACAUUGUAAUAAUAUAUAUACAAUGAAUGGUAUAAAAACAAAUAACUAUAUGAUGCAUAGUAUUACAAUGCCAAAUAUUUCUAAUACAAUAAAUGAUAAACAUAUGAUAUAUACAAAUAAGUUUAAUGAAAAAAAUAAAAUGAAUAUAUAUAAUCCUCAAGGUAAUCAAAUAAUGUUGGGAGAACAAGGAAAUUAUAAUAAUUUAUUUUAUAAUCCUAAUAUGGUAAAUAAUGGAAAUAUAAAAAGAAUUUUAUAUAAUAAAGCUCUUACUACUGCAAAUAUAGGUCACACACAUAACAACAACAACAACAACAAUAAUAAUAUUUAUAAUAAUAAUAAUAAUAUAUUAUAUAAUCAAAUGAAUAAUGAUGAAUAUAAGAAUAACAAAAUAAAUACUAUUGAUUAUCUAAAUAAAUAUAGAAAUAUGCCCAUGAAUAUUUCUACAGUAAAUAAAUCACAAUAUGCCAAUCUUCAAAAUGAUAAACUGAAUAAUAUAUGCAUACUUCCAGUGAACCCUAAUAUACAACAACAUCCAAUUAAUUAUAAUAUGAAUACUAAUUAUAUACCUAAUAAUAAUAUUAUUUAUAAUAAUAAAUUAUUUUAUGAUGAAUCUGGAAAAAUUUACAUAAGAGGUGAUGACAAGUCUUCUAAUAAUGGACCUCUGAUAUAA